Molecule: messenger RNA, 1065 nt
Organism: Rotaria socialis
Lineage: Eukaryota; Metazoa; Rotifera; Eurotatoria; Philodinida; Philodinidae
Source: the annotation of a GenBank genome assembly
AUGGCAGCGUUUUUGGAACUGCGUCGUAAUGCUGAUCAAAUUCUUGUUGAACUUGAAUAUUUGGCUAAAGAAGCUGAAUAUGUCCGAGAAUAUGAGAAUAGAUGUGCUGUAAUCGUUCAAUCAGCAUGGCGAGGUUGUUGUGUUCGAUCUCAUAUUAAAUAUUUAAAUCGCUGUGCUACUCUUGUUCAAACAUGUUGGCGAAUAUAUAAAGCUAAAGCAAUAUUUCGACGAAAACUUAAAGAACAUGUUAUUCAACUUCGAUUGAAAUAUUAUGAUGAUAAUGCAGUGAAAAUUCAAAAGAUAUGGCGUGGGUAUUAUGUGCGCAAAUAUGUACUUGACUAUUACAGUCGAAAACGUUAUCUUGCUGGUAUUGAACAGAAAAAUGAACAAAUUAGAACACAACUACGUGAUUAUCGAGAAUAUUUAGGUCAAAAACAACUUGAGCAGCAACGACAAGCAAAUAUUGCAAAGUUAGAAGAAGAAGCUAAGAAAACACAUUAUUUAGUUAGCACUAAAGUAGUACCUGGAAUAUACAACUCAAAAUAUUUAGAAGCACCAAAAGAAAUGGAAAUUAUAUUGAGAACUACGAAAUUCGAGCUACCAUCAAAAAAAGUGAAACCAACUAGAAAUCAGAAAGAUCAAGAUAUUGCAACAUUGACAAAAUUUUUACCACCACUGAAAUCAAAACCACAAGGUCCUUUUCGUACACCAGAAGACGUUCGCUAUCAACGUUAUCGUCCAUUAAAACCAUCUUUACGAUGUGAAACUGAUUUUUUUGCAACAGAAAAAAUGCGCGAAGAAUUGAAACUUCAAGAAUGGGUCGAUCGAAUUCACGAUGACACCUUUAAAUCUGGUGUCUGUCGUGAUAAACCUCAUCCACGUAUGCUAGUUGGAGAAGAGCCUUAUAUAGAACCAACUAAACUUGAACGAGCAGCAUUACGAGAACCAAAUAAAAAGCAAUGGGUCGAUGAAAAGGGUUUCCGAUCAUUGGUACAUGGGAUACCCGAGUUCGAUAAAUUUGAAACGACUUAUGUAGAGCCACAUUUUUAUUAUUCAACUUCAUAA